ACGAGUCGUGAUUGGUGCAAAAUUUAGAUAGUACCAACGUAACGAACGUCUUGAACAUUUUGGCAAUGUUGUCAGAUUUAUUACCAGUUGUGCUAGGCAGGUAAAUAUCGUCGCUAUAUUGGAUAAAUUUUAUUUUUCUUUAAUGGUUUUCAACGCAAGAACGAUGUUGUAAUAGUUGAAAAGAUACAAGAAAAACUUAUCUCUGCGCUGAAACACAGGAAUGUCAUCAUUAAUGGAUUGUAAAAGAUAACUGAGUUUCUGUAAUGAACUCGCUCGCAUUCUCAACACUGAGAAAUGGAGAGACAGCAAUGUAAUCCACUUCAAAACUUUGACGAACCUAAAACGGAAAUUUUAAAAAAGAGAUUAUUAAAAUCAGCGAACACGUCAGUGAGCACUAAUUUACCACAAAACAGUCCGCAGCAGAAUGUACUACUAAAUACAUUACGCGCGCCAAUCUCGAGCAGCAUGAUUGUGUCUUCGAUGCAAGCCUCACAGAGCUCCUUACCUAUAACACACAAUUUAGUUACUCAUUCAAUUGCUCCUGUCAAAUUACAUCCAAAUAAUUCUCCAUAUCCUCUGCAACUGUCUACUGUGCAUGUGCCAGUACAGAUUCCAGGAUCUACUUCUAAUAUUAAUGUCCCUGUCCAAAUAUCAGGACCCACAAACACAGUCCCAUUACAAAUUGCACCUGUUAGUCUUCCUCUUCAAGUGUCCGGAACUACCAGUGUCCCAGUUCAGUUACCAGCUGGUGAGACUAUAAAUGUUCCACUGCAGAUCCCAACGGCCAAUCCAAGUAUUCAAUUACCUACACUGCCUUCAAUGCCAGUCUUGCAAAACCAUAACCAAUCCCUCCACAGUUCAAUUAUUCAAGUUCAUAUGGGUUCAACAAAUCCAAGGUCAACUAAUAUGGACUGUAAUUCUGAAAUGACUGCACCAAGUUCAUCCCACUUGCAGAUCUCAGAAACAACAAUUUCCCAAGUUAAAGUUAAUAAUCCCCUUCCUCAACAAGUGCAAGUUGCACAUAACAAUGCUAUGCUGCAAAUGCAAAAUGCAGCAAAUUCUAUCCAAAUUAGAGGGACACCGAGGCAGGUACCACAUGUACCACAUGUGGUCUACAUACAAACACAAACAGGCCUGAAGCCUGUUUCCAGUACCGAUGUCAUCACACAAGCAAGUACAAGUGGAAACCCACCACAAAUCAUAGUAAGGAGACCAGUAACCACCAAUUCCAAUUUACAUUUGAUAUCAAAUGCAAACACCAAACCCAACAUAGCACCAAAAGUAAGUGCACAAAACAAGUCGUCCAUCCUUGCUCCAGUCAAUGCUAGUCAACCAAUAGUGAUACAGAAACCAAAGUCCAACAAUGACAAAAUGAUGGUGCCUGUAAGCAUUGCACCCAGCAACCCUAAACAAGCCAUAGCUUAUCUUUCCGGCUCUGUGAAAAAACCAAACCAGAAGAACUUACCAGAGAAUCAGUCUAUCCUCAUAUCUAAUAACCAGUCUAAUGUAAAUUCCAAUAAUCAAAAAUUGUUCAUAACUCCUAUGAACAUGCCAAAAAUUCAAAAUACCAAAUUCAUUUUACCAGUAACAUUACCUGCAACAAUGGCUUCGAAAGGACCUAUUAUUAAUUUGCAAAUAGCCAAUGGGCAAAUACAAAAUGAUCCACAAGGAAAUAUUACAGUUAUGAGGGACACUGCUAUAGAUUCUCAAGAUAUGCCACCUUUGCAACCACUCGGUAAAGUUAUUAUGAAUGGCAAAGAUGUUCCCCAAAGUCCCAAAAACGACAAAGCUUUUACAUUAUCAAUACCUGGGUCAAGGGCAGAACCUACAGGUGAACAGGGAGAAUAUACACUAUCAAUACCUGAGACUAAUUCUGCAAUGAAUGAUGACAUUUACACUGUGUCUAUCGCGGAUGAUGAUGGUGGCCAUAGGGAGAAAUCGUUCACUUUAGCUAUACCAGAGAAAGGAAAGAGUUUGCUGAACAGAAACAUGGUUGAACGACAUGAAGUGAGCACAGUUAGUAUAGCUGCACCAGCGAUUUUACGGCGUUCUAACUCGGACAAUAGCGACAGAAAGAUCGCGAACGCAAGUAUGAAGCGCCGCAUUUCUCUAUGUACAGAAAACUUGUCCAACAGGAAUAGAAUGCCAUUGCCACUGCCAUUACCCAAAAUCGAGAAAAUUGACGAUCCCUCAGAGGCUGAAAAUAAUGAUGACCAUCGUGUUCCCUCCUUAUUCUGUGAUGAGAAAUUAGACAAAGAUCUAGAGGCUAAACAUUUGGAUUCAGAUUGUGAAGAUUUUAAAGAAGCUAAGCCUGACACCCUCAAUGAGGCAAGUUCUCAUGAAAUAUACUAUCCUAAAAUGGAGGAUUUCAGUAAAAAUGAUAUCAAAGAAGGCAUUUUAGAAGAGGACCCGCCAGGUCUUAUUUGGAAUAAUGGAGUUGCUAGACUACAAGGCAGCACCUUGCAGUUUCAGACCAAUGAAUUUGGGCUCAUAGACUUGCUAGAUGGCAGUGAUCGGGAGGAAGUGGGUAACCACGCAAAAUACCAAACUCCCACAAAGCCGCGUAAUAAGAAACCCCUCUCUCCUGAAGAUUUGUUUCGCUGUGAGUGUUGCGGCUGUCAUGGUAUGGCGGCGGAGUUCAUUACGCCCACCUUCUGUAGUGCUGCAUGUCAAACUGAGGUAGAGAAAGCCUUACAAAAGAAAAAAGACAGAGAACGCAUUGACUUGGUAAAAAAGAAAAAUAAGAUAAAGAAGUUGCUGAUGAGGAAGCAAUUGUCAGAAUCUGAUAUUCCUACAGAAGGUAAAGAAGACAAAAUAUUACUCAAGCAUUAUGAUUCAAUGCCAGCUGAUCAGCUAUCAGAGGCUGCAUUACUGAAAAUCAGUGAAGAUUUAGUAGAGAAUGAGAAGUAUCCCUGGAUGUGCGGAAAGAACGGUUUCUCUUGGAUGCGAUACCUCGAUAUUUGCAAAGCAAAAGCUGCACCUGUUAAGCUGUUCAAAAACCCAUUCCCUUACACCAGAAAUGGGUUUAAAGUUGGGAUGCGGUUAGAAGCAAUAGACCCUCAGCAUCCUUCACUUUUUUGUGUAGUUUCUGUUGCUGAAGUGCAAGGAUUCAGGAUGCGACUUCACUUCGACGAUUUCCCAGAUGUGUAUGACUACUGGGUGAAUGCUGACUCCGUGGAUAUAUUCCCCCCGGGCUGGUGUGAGAAGAACGGCCGGUCACUGAAGCCACCGGGUAAAAUAUCUUCGUCCAACUUUUCGUGGCCGCUCUAUUUGAAACAGUUGAGAGCAGUCGCCGCACCUAGGAACUUAUUCCCACAUAUAACAGCUGCGGUGUUCAAACCGCACUGUUUCCGUGUGGGCAUGAAGUUGGAAGCUGAAGAUCGCAAGAAUGACUUGGUAUGCGUUGCGUCCAUCGCUGAUAUAUUGGACAAUAGGAUGCUGAUUAAUUUCGACUCUUGGGAUGAAAUGUACGACUUCUGGGUGGACCCGACCUCGCCAUACAUCCACCCUGUAGGAUGGGCGGAAGAAAACGGAAUCCCUCUGACGCCGCCUAAUUUUUACAAAGAUCCUGACACAUUUUCAUGGGAAAACUAUUUGGCGGAGACGGGAGCAUCUCCAGCGCCAUCGCGAGCCUUCAAACCUCGCCCGCCACAGGGAUUCAAGCCUGGCAUGAAACUAGAGGUUGUGGAUAAAAGGGUGCCAUUCCUCAUCCGUGUGGCCACAAUAAUUGCUGUGAAAGGUCACCAAGUGCAAGUAUCCUUUGAUGGAUGGCCAGAAGAAUUAGCAUGCUGGUUCGAUGAUGAUUCCCCAGAUUUGCAUCCAGUUGGUUGGUGUCUUAAGACAGGACAUCCGCUAGAGCCGCCACUCACUGCAGAAGAAUUGCGUAUUUUGGGUCCGUGCGGCGUGGGCGGGUGUCGCGGGCUCGGGUCGGUGCGUGGCGGCGCGCACAAGCACCACGCGGCGGCGUCCGCCUGCCCCUACCGCGAGCCGCCAUCGCGCGCGCCCGACCGCCUCGCCGAGCGGGACGCUGACCACGCACUGCCCAGGGAGCGCAGAGUGCUCACCAAACAGCCCAAGGCAAACUCGAUACAUACGAGUACUCCCACUAGCGAUACUAAAGAGAGACCAAGAGGAAGGCCGCCGAAACACAAGCGCAUCGAAGAAGUCUCUAAGAAUGAUCCGGGUUCGGACGACGACUCGCUGUCGAGUGGCGGCGGCAAGCGCUGGCGCAGCGGCAGGUCGGACACGCGCACGCUGCGCACCUACUCGCGCGCCUCGCUCUGCGCCACCGACCACGCCGACCGCACCCACCGCGCACAUCUCUCGGCGCCCGCGCCGCCGCCCGCGCCGCUCCGCGACCAUCUCGCCACGCACCUCGCCGCGCACCUUACCGCGCUCGCGCUACCGCAUGAUCCUACCAUUUGGACACAGAGCGACGUGGUGGCACUGGUGAGCCGGAUAGCUGGCGAGGCGGCGGGCGCGGCGGUGGCAGCAGCGCGGCUAUCGGGCGCGGAGCUGGUGAUGGCGUCGCGCGACGAGCUGGUGCAGUGCGUGCGCCUGCGCCUGGGGCCGGCCGUCAAGAUCUACAGCGCCAUACGACAGCUCCGCGAGAACUAUACGUGAUCGCGCGCUAUCGCUAGGGCCAUCCUCAUGCUCGUAUGAAGCGAUGCGUGCCUCUAGUGACGUGCCAUACCAAAUGUAUCAAACUAACAGUGUAGAGUGCUCAGCUCUUUGUUACUAAGUUUAACUUGUGCUCAUUGUGUUAUAUAAAAGACCCUCGGAAACAUUUUAUUUCGUAUGAGACUGUUGUGCAUUCUAAAGUUUAUUUCUAUGUAGUCACAUUGAUGCUGUAGUUUUUACAAUUUCUAGGAUGGAAUGGACUAUAAGUUUGGUUAAUAUUAUGUUGUGCUCAUUUACACACUUGCAGAAUUAGUAACUGUGUCCAAUAUUGUGUUUAAAUGAUGAGAUUUUGCUUUAUUGUGACAAGAUGAACUUGCUGACUUUAUUGGCCAAAUUAGAUUUCAUACAAGUGCUUGGUCUUAGUGUUUGUUGCGACUGUUGUAAUAUUUAAGAGUUUAGUUUAUACACUAUAAUAUUAUUUAUAAAUUACAAUUCCUCAGCCAAUCAUAAGCAGAUAUUACCAAAAUUAUGAAAAUAGGAAAUAUAUACCAUAAGCUGUUAAUGAUUUGAUUGUUUGUAUCAAGCAAUAUUUAAUAAUAUGUAUUUUAGCACAAAACACUAAAAUUUAAAUGUGGCUUUAAUUGCAGAGGUUGUGAUUGUAUGCAAUCUUAGUGUCGUGAAUUGAAUAAAAACUAUUUAAGAUUUUUAUAAAAACUUUAACAUUUUGACACUGGAAAUCCAAAUUCUAUAUUUAUUAAAGUAACUAAAUCAAUGUGUUUUAUAAACACAAAUGGGGUAAAAAAAUUUGAAAAGCUGGCUACCAAUGCACAUUUAAUUUUAAAAUAGACUGUUUUUGUUGCUACUUAUCUAUUGCAAUUGAUGUCCGAUAUUAUUUCCCCUUUUUAUUUAUGAAGUAUGAUUCUCAUAGCAUGAAUAAUAAAUAGAAUAGUAAGAUUUACUUUGUUACUAUGACUAAACUACGACCCCCACCCGUUUUAUGCAUUAUCUAUGUCUGGAGUUCAAUGCUCUCAAACUUAGCAUCAUUUUCAUGAUCUAGAAGGUAGUUAUCUAAGAAUUUUGUUGGAUAGAUAAUUGAACGUCUGAGGUCUUUAUUAAAGCAUACAUUGUUGUAUUUUGUAAAUAUUAAGACCAUGUACAUAAUAUUUUGUGCAAUGUAGUGUUAAUGUUAUACUUACUUUCUCACUUUGUUGUCUUCAAAAAAUUUGUUCAUUACAAUAGGCAAUCUUCAAGAGUCAAAGUGGUAGUUAAAUAUUACUUAAUUUAUGAAAUAUCUCUUUAGUUUAUUUUUAUAAAAUUAGUUAUAGACCAGAAUGGAAUUUAUUUUGUUUUAAUAAUCAUGUAUUGGUUAUUGUCCAAUUUUUAAAGUAGGAAAGAACCUAAAAUAUAUUUUAAUAGCAAUGAUGUUAGUCAAAUACAAAAUUUUGUUAAAAAUGGCAAGUUAAAAAAAUUGUUAUGGGCUACAUCAAUAGAGGAAAAUAUUUAUAUUCAAAGUGUAAACUCAAGAAAAAUGAGAAUCAAAAUAUUUUGGGUUACUUUUUAUUUUUCUCGAAGUUUAUUGUCCCCCUGUUUCCAAGGGAUAUUAUAUUUGUGACCAUGUACAUAUUAUAGGAUUAGGCUGCUGUAAUAUUUUCUAAAGCGCCACGCUUGUACAUAGCGCUGUGUAUGGAUAUUGAUGUAAGUUUUUACACAAUGACGACUAGUUAGUAUUAUAGUGCCAUUUUCUUUGGCACCAAAUAUUUUAUUGUUACUCUGUAAUUUAAUAAAAACUUUGAAACUAUA
Spodoptera exigua (beet armyworm) is the source of this 6420-nucleotide messenger RNA. The record is from the annotation of a GenBank genome assembly. Lineage: Eukaryota; Metazoa; Arthropoda; Insecta; Lepidoptera; Noctuidae.